CUCUGGUGGCAGAGGGAAAGUCUGACUGCCGUGGGGUCAGCGAGCAUCGGGAGAGCCCCGGGAGCACGGGCUGACAGGAUGACGAGGAGCAGCCAGCCGGACGUGGCCCGGAGCAGGCUCUGCAGGAGCCCCUUUCUCAGCAUCAAGCCUUUCCCUCUGAAGUGAUGUGCUCAGGAAGCAGAGCCUGCACACAGCCAGCGACGCGGAGGAACGCAGGAGGUUUAGCAGAGCUGACUCUGGGGACGCCUUCCUUUGGCUGGGUGACAUUUUCCCAGUCCAGACACGUUGCAGCCGUCAGUGGUGACAUGAGCCUGGAAGGGGGGAGGUCCUGGCUGCCGUCCUGGUGUGCAUCCUGCCAGCCCAUCAUUUGGGAGGCAGUGACCACAGACCAGCCCUGCAGUUCCCAGGGACCCAGGGGUUUGACCUUCCCCCUUCUGUGCUGGGGAUGCUGCCUUGGCUGACAGAGCAGCCCAGUUUGGCAGUGACCUCACUUGAGGCCUGGAUCAGAACGAGAUGUAGCAGAAAUCCAGGCCAGGCUCAGCAAUUUCUCCGUGGUGGGAGCUGCUGCAAAGCACACGGAGCAGGAGAAGCACCCCAAGGGUUUGGGCCAGGCCAUCCAUCCUGUCCCACAGGGAGAUGGGUGGGCCGUGUCCUGAGGGUGUGUGACUGUUUGGGCUGGUUAUCUGAGCUCCUCUGGGGACUGGAGGGGUGCCACAAGGAAGAGCCACAAGGCAGCAGGAGGGAGGUGGCUCAGAUGGAGGAGGGAGGAUGGAGAUGAGGGCAGAUUAUUUUCUGGGAGAUGGUGGACUUUGACCAGGUUUGCUUCUGGAAGUGGAAGAGAGCCAUCACAUUUUCCAAAGGAGAUGUGUUUUACAUCUAGGGCUUUGUGAGAAGGAAAGGAAAGAAGCCUGAAUUCUUGUCCCUGACCUGCUGACUUGUUUGUUGGUGUGUUUGGAAGGGCUCGUUCCUGUCCCAGAAGAGCUCCCAGCACUGGGGAAGGCUGACUGCCUCAGGCUGAAUGGGAACAGGAAUGUUGUGCAACCUCCCUUCUGCUGCUGCAUCCGAGGGACAGGGCCAACACAAACAGGGAUCAUCCCAGCUGAAGUUCUUUGUGUUCUGCCACGGGCUGCUGCAGCUCUCCCAGCUCCUGGUCUCCGGCUACCUGAAGAGCUCCAUCUCCACCAUCGAGAGACGCUACGGCCUCUCCAGCCAGACCUCGGGGCUGCUGGCCUCCUUCAACGAGGUGGGGAACACGCUGCUGAUCGUCUUUGUCAGCUACCUGGGCAGCCGCGUGCACCGGCCGCGCCUCAUCGGCUGCGGGGCCCUGCUGGUGUCCCUGGCCGGCUUCCUCAUGGCCCUGCCCCACUUCCUCACGGGGCCCUACGAGUACGAUCAUUCCGUGGCCAACCCAGCUCCUCAGAGCUGUCCCCUUGUCACCUCAGGCACCCUCAGCAACACCACGGACCUGUGCCAGCCCGGAGCCCCAAGGGCUGGAGCCAACCUGAGCGAUGCCAGCUGCCCUCCCCAUGGCUCCAGGGAGAACCACGAGGUGCUGCUGGUGAUGUUCGUGGCCCAGGCCCUGCUGGGCAUCGGCGGCGUGCCCAUCCAGCCCUUCGGCAUCUCCUACAUCGACGACUUCGCCAGCGAGAGGAACUCCCCCCUCUACCUGGGAAUCCUGUUCUCCCUGACGGUCGUUGGGCCGGGGGUGGCCUUCAUGCUGGGCUCUGCCAUGCUGAGGUUCUACGUGGACAUCGACAAAGUCAGCUCAGCUGAGGUGCAGCUCACCAACAAGGACCCACGCUGGGUGGGGGCCUGGUGGCUCGGGUUCCUGGUGGCUGCCAGCCUGGUGGCCCUGUGUGCCCUGCCAUACUUCUUCUUCCCACGGGAAAUGCCAAAAGAGGUGGUGAGAGGGAAGGACAGAGGCAGCAAGAAGAGGGAGGACAUGCUGAGCCAGCUCAGGCUGAGGUCCCAGCACACGGAGAGCCUCUCCCUAAUGGAGUUCAUCAGACGUUUCCCCGUGGUGCUGCUGAGGAACCUGCGGCACCCCGUGUACCUGCUGGUGGUGCUGGCUCAGGUCAACAUCUCUGCCAUGGUGGCUGGCUUAGCGACCUUCAUGGGCAAGUUCCUGGAGAGGCAGUUCUCCCUCACAGCCUCCCUGGCCAACAUGGUCAUUGGUGCUGUGAACAUCCCUGGGGCCAUGGUGGGGAUCGUGGUGGGCGGUGCCAUCCUGAAGCGGUUCCAGAUGUCCCUGAGGCAGUGCAGUGCCCUGUGUGUGCUGGGCAUGCUGCUCUGCCUGCUCACUGCCUUUCCCCUGCUCUUCCUGGGCUGCCCCACGCAGAAGGUGGCCGGUGUCACCCACUGGGACAGCUCUGGCCUUGGCCACCACGCCAUGGCGUGCAACGCGCGGUGCCGCUGCCCCGAGCGCGGCUUCAACCCCGUCUGCGGCUCCGACGGCGUGGAGUACACCUCCCCCUGCUCUGCUGGCUGCAGCAGCGUGGCCCUGCGCCCCGACGGCUCCGUCCUGAACUACACCGGCUGCAGCUGCGUCGGGGCUCCGGGCGCCGCCAGGCCAGGCCCCUGCGGCACCGGCUGCUCCCACCUCUUCGUGCCCUUCGUGGUGCUCUCCUGCCUGGCUGGCAUCCUGGCCAGCACCUCCCACACGCCCUCCUUCAUGCUCAUCCUCAGGAGCAUCCAGCCUGAAGACAAAUCAUUUGCCGUUGGCAUACAGUUCAUGCUGCUGAGAGUUUUAGCGUGGAUGCCGGGCCCGGUGCUGUACGGCAGCGCCAUCGACACCAGCUGCGUGCUGUGGGAGAGGCGGUGCGAGCGCAGGGCAGCCUGCAGAUACUACGACAAUACCCUCUUCAGGCACAGGUACCUGGGGCUGCAGUUCUUCUUCGAGGUGGGCGCCUUCCUGUGCUUCGGGGCCGUGUAUCUGAUCCUCAGGAAGCAGGAGAGGGAAGCCAGCCAGGCAGCGCAGACAAAGGCAGAGCCAGAGAAGGAGAAGCUGGCGGGAAAGUCCACCAAGAGCCCGGAAUCCAAAGUGUGACAGCGAAAUGUGGAUUGUGAUCCGUGCCGGGGAGGUGAAUCAGCCGACAGCCGAGCUGUGCGGGGUGGAUGCUUGGAGUGAUGGACGCGGGGCUGCUUCCUGCUCUCCCGGCUGGGAUGGACUCUGCCUGCACUGCACGGAUCCAUCCACACGCUGUUCUCCUCCUCGGGGGUGCAGCUUGCUCCUUCACCUGGAUUAGUCCUCACUCUUUAGCCCGUGGACUCUGCAGCCUCCUGGGUUUGUGUCCUGCAAAGCAGUUUUUCCUGCUGACCGUCUCAGUGAUGCCAGCACUGAGCAAUAACCAUAAACCUGAAGGGUUUUUUAAAUAAAUCAUUUUUAAUAAAUGGUUUUGUACUGAA
Messenger RNA from Serinus canaria (Common canary), 3405 nucleotides. RefSeq names its product solute carrier organic anion transporter family member 2B1 (gene SLCO2B1). The transcript has 16 exons. Gene Ontology annotation, biological process: sodium-independent organic anion transport; transmembrane transport; bile acid and bile salt transport. Lineage: Eukaryota; Metazoa; Chordata; Aves; Passeriformes; Fringillidae. Gene Ontology annotation, cellular component: membrane. Bases 1019 to 3046 code for a protein of 675 amino acids. Gene Ontology annotation, molecular function: protein binding; bile acid transmembrane transporter activity. The record is from RefSeq and is a predicted model, not a curated record.